UCGUUCACGACUUCACGAGUGUGAUGACUCCAGCAGCGGCCAGUCGUUCGACAUACUUUCGCAGUAUCGGACGAAACUAAGCAAGUUCGUCGCGUAUAUUUUUGUAUUAUCAAUUCGACCUUGGUGUUAUUUUGAAUCUGUGUUUUCAAGCGAAAUAGCGCUAACAACAUGUCAACGGUAGUAGAAAACGGUGUUCUGGGAGUCGAAAAUCGAGUGAAUGGUCAUGUUUAUAUGAAUGGCAACAAAAGCAAUGGCAUCAGUAAUGGUGUUGCAAAUGGCAAUGGUGCCAGCAACGGCAAUGGAGUUGCAAAUGGAAUCGGCGCUUGGGAGAAAGAGUUUCUUCCACCGCCGUUGCAAUUAGAUGAUAUAGCCAGAGCGAUUAAGGUGGAGUCAAGAUUAUCAGGAUUGGUGCUUUGUGGAGAUAUCUUAAGACGAGUAGGAGAAGUGUUCACAAGAGAGAUAGAAAAUGGUCUUCGGGAGAAGCCAUCCAGCUUGCAGAUGGAGAACACAUAUGUCCCGGAACUGCCUGAUGGAACUGAGGAAGGCGUUUUCUUAGCGUUAGACCUUGGCGGCACCAAUUUCCGAGUUCUAUACUUAGAACUACGAGGAGGUCAGCUUGUGAAGGAGGAUGUUAAACAUUAUCACAUCAGUGAUGAGUUAAGGUUGGGGCCAGGUGAAGAUUUGUUCAACUUCCUCGCUGACUGUGUUCAGGACUUCUUAAGAUCUGAUGGAAUGGAACGUGAUGAGCUAUCGUUAGGGUUUACGUUCUCCUUCCCCAUGAAGCAACAUUCAAUAUCCUCAGGAGAGCUGAUAACGUGGACUAAGAGUUUCAACUGUGGCGGUAUGAAGGGAGUUGACGUUGCAGCUCUUCUACAGCAAUGCUUGAGGAAGAGGGGAUUGAAGGUCACGGUGCAAGUUUUGCUUAAUGACACCACAGGGACUUUGGUUGCUGGCGCGCAUUUGGACCCUGAAGUAGCUAUUGGCGUAAUUAUGGGCACUGGCUCUAAUGGUUGCUAUAUGGAGCGUGCAGAUCGGGUCCAACACUGGGAAGCCCGCCAUGAGAGGGUACAUGAUGUCUGUGUGGAUAUAGAAUGGGGUGCCUUUGGAGACAACGGUUGCUUGAAUUUCCUGCGGACAGAGUUUGAUGAAGAAGUCGACAGAAACUCUUUACUGGCUAAAUCAUUCACAUUCGAGAAAUACAUCGGCGGUAAAUAUUUGGGUGAUAUGCUGUGCGCUGUUUUGAGCGGAUUGGCCAGGGAUGGACUGUUUCCAGCUCAGCCCAGUAGAGGAGAACUGGAAUCUGCACACGUCAGCAUGUUUGAGCAAGAAAACGUAUGCGGAGAAUGGUCGCAGACUUCGGAGGCUCUGUGCGAGGCUUGCGGUGGCGUCUCCAUGACGAAGGCUGAUGCUCUGGUGGCGCAGCAUGUUGCCAGGGUCAUAUCGAACCGGGCGGCACAGCUAGUAUCCGUUUGUAUUGCAACACUUCUCCGACGCAUGGAUCGUGGUCACACCGCGGUUGCUGUCGAUGGCUCGGUCUUCAAGAGACAUCCUCGCAUCAAGGGUCUGAUGAACAAGUACAUCUCCUUGCUGGCUCCAUAUCACAAGUUCACGCUGCUCGGCGCUGAAGACGGAAGCGGCAAAGGUUCAGCAUUAACUGCUGCUAUUGCCGCAAGAGUUGCUGCAAGAACGCCUUAGUUGCUGAUGAGAAGUGUAACAGACUGAUAUUUUAGAUUUUAAGACUAAACAAAAUAGUUUUCCAUAAUUAUGCAAAGGUUUUGAGUUUUUUUUAGUGUUAAUUGCGGCAAAAUUUUUCUUCAAAUAAUUCGACGCGUGUUUCUACACGAGAUACGAGUCUCGUGCAAGAGGUUGGCGAGUCAACAUCUCGAGGAUGCCUCGUGUAGUGGCGAAACACGUCUCGAAUUGUUUGAAGACAAAUAUUGGCGGAAUUAGCACUAAAAUAAACUUAAAACAUUUGGAUAAAAAAAAAAUAAUAUAAUAUGUGUUUGCUGCAUAUAGAUAACACUGUUCGUUUUUUUAUCUAUAUAGUGCAUACUGUAACUCAAUCAAUUAAAUCAAUCGAGUUUCUUUGUUUCUGAGUCCCAGUUAUUUUAAUUACUCAUGUAAUGCAGUCUCCUCGACUAAUAUUCGACAAAAUGGGUACAGAAUUAAUAAUUAAUUGGUACACAUUUUACGGUUUGACAAUACAACACAUAAUAUUGGAGUUACGUGUAUUUUAAAAUCAUUUUACUUUUGGCAUUUAUCUGAAAUAAUUACUGGUAAUAUCCCCUAUAACGCGAUAGAGUGGUACAACGUUAUAGGUGUGCCUUCGUAUAACGCGUUAUUACGACCUCGUUAUUCGUAAUAAUAAUAAUAAUAAUUGAUCACAAUAUUCGUGGCAAGUAUUUUCAAUUUUUUGCCUAGUUUUCUAUUUUAUUGAAGUUUUAAA
Messenger RNA from Leptidea sinapis, 2446 nucleotides. Its product is annotated as hexokinase HKDC1-like. Lineage: Eukaryota; Metazoa; Arthropoda; Insecta; Lepidoptera; Pieridae. Gene Ontology annotation, cellular component: mitochondrion; cytosol. Bases 169 to 1695 code for a protein of 508 amino acids. Gene Ontology annotation, molecular function: ATP binding; fructokinase activity; mannokinase activity. The record is from RefSeq and is a predicted model, not a curated record. Gene Ontology annotation, biological process: intracellular glucose homeostasis; glycolytic process; glucose 6-phosphate metabolic process. The transcript has 11 exons.